Erigeron canadensis is the source of this 1341-nucleotide messenger RNA. RefSeq names its product malate dehydrogenase, glyoxysomal. The record is from RefSeq and is a predicted model, not a curated record. Gene Ontology annotation, biological process: malate metabolic process; tricarboxylic acid cycle. The transcript is spliced from 9 exons. Bases 130 to 1188 code for a protein of 352 amino acids. Lineage: Eukaryota; Viridiplantae; Streptophyta; Magnoliopsida; Asterales; Asteraceae. Gene Ontology annotation, molecular function: L-malate dehydrogenase (NAD+) activity. Gene Ontology annotation, cellular component: chloroplast; cytoplasm.
UUUUCUGCCAUACCCUUUUCCUGUUAAAACCCCAUUUAUUCAUUUCUCUCUUGAUCAACAAGAAACACACUCAAAUAAAUAAAAAUACAAAAUAAAUUGGAAAAAAGUUGAAAACUUUGGCAGUUGAAUAUGGAAGCCAAUCAAAGGAUAGCAAGAAUUGCAGCUCAUCUCCAUCCUUCAAAUGCCAAGAUGGAGGGAGGGUCAGUAUUGGAGCGGGAUAAUUGCAGAGCAAAGGGUGGUUCACCUGGUUUCAAAGUAGCUAUAUUGGGUGCUGCUGGAGGGAUCGGUCAACCUCUAGCUAUGCUAAUGAAGAUGAAUCCACUGGUCUCGGUUCUUCAUCUGUAUGAUGUUGUUAAUUCCCCUGGUGUCACAGCUGAUAUUAGCCACAUGGACACUGGCGCUGUGGUGAGGGGUUUUCUUGGGCAACCACAGCUUGAUGCUGCACUUACAGGGAUGGAUCUUGUGAUUAUACCUGCUGGUGUUCCAAGAAAGCCUGGAAUGACAAGAGACGAUCUUUUCAAGAUCAAUGCUGGAAUUGUUAAAACCCUCUGUGAAGGAAUAGCAAGAUCUUGCCCAAAUGCAAUUGUCAACUUGAUUAGCAAUCCUGUGAACUCUACUGUCCCAAUUGCUGCAGAAGUUUUCAAGAAAGCUGGCACUUAUGACCCCAAACGGCUGCUUGGAGUCACCAUGCUUGAUGUUGUUAGAGCCAACACUUUUGUGGCUGAAGUUCUAGGACUUGAUCCAAGAGAUGUUAGUGUCCCGGUGGUGGGAGGACAUGCUGGAGUUACAAUUCUACCCCUUCUUUCACAGGUCAAACCUCCUUGCUCCUUCACAAAAGAAGAAACUGAAUACUUAACAAAGCGCAUUCAAGAUGGUGGAACUGAAGUUGUUCAGGCAAAAGCUGGUGCUGGAUCCGCAACACUAUCAAUGGCAUAUGCAGCAGUUAAAUUUGCAGAUUGCUGUCUUCGUGGCUUAAGAGGAGAUGCCGGCAUUGUUGAGUGUGCUUAUGUAGAUUCUCAGGUCACAGAACUCCCCUUCUUUGCAACUCAAGUUAGGUUAGGCCGUGGUGGUGCGGAAGAAAUAUUUCAACUUGGACCUUUGAAUGAGUAUGAAAGGGCGGGAUUGGAGGAAGCCAAAAAAGAGUUGGCAACUAGCAUCGAGAAAGGAGUUACUUUCAUUAGAAAAUGAAGGGCUGCAAGGUUGAGUUGGUACACAAGUGUUGAUUCGCUUAUCAUGGCUUUGUUUAUUACUUCAUGUUCCGGGUAAUGUACCUAUCAAGUUUUACUUAUAAUAGAUGUAUCAGGAUACUUCAUAUAUACCAUGUUAAUCUUUUUACACCCA